AUGUUGAACCCUACAUUUGUUCCAUGGGAUGUUGCACAUCCCUUCUACACCUAUGGAUCCAUCUGCAUCGUUGCAUUAAUUAUCUGGAGAUUCAAAAAGAGCUUCCAAGAAUUAAGGUCGGGACCUAACAGGACCUGUCACCGGUGUCAUCGAAGACUCAAACAAAAUUCUAGAGACAGAACAUCAAGAGCUGGGAGAACUUACCAGGAAGAAGCCAAGAAGCUGCAGAAUCUGAUCUCUGUCAUGAAAAGCAAGGGCUGGCUCCCUCAGGAGGGAAGUGUGCGGCGAGUCCUGUGUGCAGAUCCCUGCUGCCAAAUCUGCAAUACUGUGGCUCUGGAGAUUCAGCAAUUGCUGGUCGGUGGGAACAAGCUCUCCCCAACUUUACUGGAGCCAUUGCAGGGCUCCUCUGGCUCAGAAAGGACUAUGUCUAAUGUGUCUCUUGAGCAAAGUGAGGAGCUGGGUUCCAAAACCCCCAGGGAGCUUUCAAUGUCAACUAUAACCCCAGCCAAGGCCCAAUUAACGGAUCAGAAAUCUUUAACCAAAUCAGCUGCCCAGUCAACCAACUCAGUCAGUGUCAGAGAUUACUGGGCUGACCAUCCCCCACGAGGGCAAGGAUUUCAAGUUGCAGAUGGGUCCCAGGAUGUGGGAGCGCUGUCUUCUUCAAGCCUUGAGGAGCCUAGAGUUCCUUCGAACCAGAAGAAGAGAAAGAAGAACAACUCCAAACCUGUCAGCAAGGAGAAUCAAGAAGAUCCAGAAGUUGGCUUGGGAGAUAAGAUGAAGUUCUUUCUACACUGGAUUAACCCUGAAGUGAAAGAUCAAAGUCAUGAGGAAUCCAUUCUCAUCUCUAAGUCUGCGCCAUUGGUCAAAGCCAGUACAAGAGAAGUUGAGAAGUGUCCAAUCCCCACCAAAGACCCUGUUGGGGGAGCUAACUUGGAGAAGACAACAAAGAAGCUAAAGCCCAGCCACAACUUCUCAUGGAUACUUUCUCAAGAAGUUGAGAAGCCACAGGAGCUGGUCUCAGUCAUGAAAAGCCAGGACUGGCUACCUCAGGAAGAAAGUGUUCGUCAGCUCCUGUGUGCAGAUCCCUGCUGCCGCACCUGCAAUUCUGUGGCUCUGGAGAUUCAGGAAUUGCUGGUGGGUGAGCACAACCAGAUCUCCCCCAACUUAAUAGGGCCAUCACAGAGCUCUUCUUGCCUAGAAAUGUUGUCCAUAUCUAGUGUACCUUUUGAGACAAAUCUGAAACUUCAUUCUCGGCACAAUAAAAACAUUUCAUUGGCACCUGUAAACCCUAAAAUGGUGAAAUUAAUGGAUCAGAAAUCUUUAGCCAAGUCAGCUGCCCAGUCAACCAAUGCAGUCAGAGUCCAAGAUUACUGGGCAGAGCACUGUCAGCUACGACAGGACUUUGUGCCAAAUGUGCUACGGGGCCCAGAGACUAUGGCUUCUUCAAGAACCCAGAGACCAUUAACAUGA
Nycticebus coucang (slow loris) is the source of this 1470-nucleotide messenger RNA. RefSeq names its product SPATA31 subfamily F member 3 (gene SPATA31F3). NCBI's taxonomy places the organism in Eukaryota, Metazoa, Chordata, Mammalia, Primates, Lorisidae. The record is from RefSeq and is a predicted model, not a curated record.